CGCGACCAGAAACUCGGUGGUCACUUCGCCUUCUUCCUCCGCAAGAAAAGGAAAAGGAAAAGGAAAGUUGAGUCGGCUUCCUCUCCGGCCGUCCUCAGUACCGCCGAUUAGCACGCGGUGGAGCCGGUGCGACGACUCUUUUCCCUUCGGCCGGUGAUCUUCCUGCCUGUCACCAGAUGGAGGAAUGCAAGACGAUGUCCAUCUGUACCGCAGUUGCGGCUCAAGGGACACAUGUGUUUGAUAUCAUGGGUUACAGCAAGCAUAGGGGCAUGGGCAACGACGAAGACAGCCACAUACUGUCUGGAAUUUUCACUGUAGGCGGGUACGACUGGGCCAUCCGCUUCUAUCCUGAUGGGCACGGCAGCGCAUGCCCUAAUCACAUCACAGUUUUUCUCGAGCUUUUGAGCAAUAGCGCAAAAGUCCGGGCGUCCUGCGACCUGAGGCUGGUGGACCAGUGCACCGGAUUAUCGUCUUCGGUGCAUAAAACAGGGCCUAGGAUUUUUAACUCUGACGAUGUCAGUAAGUUUGCUCCACAAUUUGCUGGUUUCAAAAGGCGAAGCGAGAUUGAGGAAUCUGCAUACCUUCGGUUUGAUCGCCUGACGAUCGAAUGUAUCAUCACUGUUUUCAAGAAGCCACAUGUUACUCAAGCCAAUCCGGUCCCCCAAAUCCCCAAAAUCGACAUGCCACCAUCUGACAUGGCCGAGAAUGUUGGCAGGCUGCUGGAAGAAAGAGAAGGGUUUGAUGUCCGUUUCAUUGUUGGAGGAGAGACCAUUGAAGCUCAUAGGUUUGUGCUCGCUAUGCGGUCGCCUGUUCUUAAAGCUGAGCUCUAUGGUCCGAUGAGGGAGGCGAGGCCGGGGCAGUGCAUUACCAUCAAGGACAUGCAGCCUGCCGUCUUCAGGGCCCUGCUCCAUUUUAUCUACACUGAUUCUUUGCCUGGCCGUGAGGAUCGUGAGGGAGAUGAUGAUACUGAGAUGGCCCGGCUUCUACUAGUGGCCGCGGACAGAUAUGCCAUGGAGAGGCUCAAGAUGAUUUGCCAAAGCAUUCUUUGCGAGAAUCUGAAUGCGGAAACCGUGUCAACCACAUUGGCUUUAGCUGACCAACAUAACUGCGUCAAGCUUAAGGAUGCUUGCCUUGAAUUUAUCAAAAUAUCAAAUGACAAUGUGAUGGAUGCCGUGGUGGCAACCCAAGGCUUCAAGGAUCUGAAUGUCACUUGCCCAUCUCUCAUAGCGGAAGCAUUGGAGAAGAGAAGGAAGUCUUGUCAGGCUUAAGCAGCUACAUUAGUAGAUUUGCUACCAAUUUGUCGUAAGAAUGAUGAGCCUAGUGUUAGAUGAAUCUAAGAACAGCGUGGAAGUUGUCCUAUAGCAACCGGCCGAAAACUCUUUCUUUUGUUUUUGGUUUAUCGGCUUUGCUAACUAUAUUUGGAGCGCUUCUCUGCAACCACGUAACACUUGCUCUUUAUCUUCUGCAAAAAAAU
Messenger RNA from Triticum aestivum (bread wheat), 1474 nucleotides. Its product is annotated as BTB/POZ and MATH domain-containing protein 1-like. Gene Ontology annotation, biological process: protein ubiquitination. The coding region runs from base 177 to 1268 and encodes 363 amino acids. The record is from RefSeq and is a predicted model, not a curated record. Gene Ontology annotation, molecular function: protein binding. NCBI's taxonomy places the organism in Eukaryota, Viridiplantae, Streptophyta, Magnoliopsida, Poales, Poaceae. The transcript has a single exon.